AUGAGCUCCUCCCCCGCACCCCCGAUGACCGUCCCCGAGGGCGCUGAGAAAUGUACAAUCGCAGCCGGCUGCUUCUGGGGCGUCGAGCACAUGUACCGCAAGCAGUUCGGAAACAAGGGAUUGUACGAUGCGCGCGUGGGAUACAUUGGCGGCGACUCGAGCAACCCGAGCUACCGAGCCGUCUGCAGCGGGCGCACUGGACAUGCUGAAGCCCUGCAAGUCCUCUACGACCCCAAGCAGGUGAACUACCGCACGCUCCUCGAGUUCUUCUACCAGAUGCACGAUCCUACCACCGCGAACAGCCAGGGCCCGGACGUCGGAUCGCAGUACCGAAGCGCAAUAUUCUACCACGAUAGCGAGCAGGAGAAGAUCGCGCGGAACAUCACGUCGAAGGUCAACCAAGAGUGGUGGAAGGGGAAGGUUGUCACCGAGGUCCUGCCCGCGGGCCAAUGGUGGGACGCUGAGGCUUACCACCAGCUGUACCUUGACAAGAAUCCUGCUGGGUAUGAGUGCCCGUCGCAUUUCAUAAGGAGAUUUGCUCCGCUAUCGGAGUAG
This is a messenger RNA of Aaosphaeria arxii CBS 175.79, 555 nucleotides long. Its product is annotated as peptide methionine sulfoxide reductase msrB/msrA. The record is from RefSeq and is a predicted model, not a curated record. The transcript has 3 exons. NCBI's taxonomy places the organism in Eukaryota, Fungi, Ascomycota, Dothideomycetes, Pleosporales. Gene Ontology annotation, molecular function: peptide-methionine (S)-S-oxide reductase activity. The coding region runs from base 1 to 555 and encodes 184 amino acids.